AUGCCCGCGGCUGUCGAAGUGAUGGAAAUACCGAAUUCACAGAGCGCUAUGGAUGCGAGUAACGCGGAUAAGAAGCGUAAUAAGUUGGGAUACCAUCGCACGUCUGUCGCAUGUGUGCAUUGUCGACGACGGAAGAUUCGAUGCUUGGUGGCCCCGGACGAUUCGCAAGGACGAUGUGAAAAUUGUAUUCGAUUGCGAAAGGAAUGUCAGUUUUUCCCGGUCGACCAACAACCUCCUGUGGAGAAAAAAUCUCGACCAACUUCCCGAUUGGAGACGCAACCGCCGACGGACUCGGCAUCAAUUACUUCGUCACCAACAAACAUCAAAUUCGACUCUCCCGAGACCUUUUACCCGUACCAACAGAUUCCAUUGAACGCUUCGUCCGGUCAGGAUAUAGCUGCCUUUAAUCCAGCCGUCUAUGCUGGUCAUCCCAUGUCGGGCUUUGCGCCAGAUCGACCAAUGGGUGGAGAAUUCUCCGCGCAUCCCGCAAUGGAAACGGGAGUCCCCUGGGACGAAUUCACAACGAUAUCCGACCCCCAAAUGCUAGCCACGAUGGCCGCAAAUAAGAACCAAAUGAUGAACCUCUCUCCAAACGUCUGGGCCCCUGCUUCUGUCCCAGCAGGCCUAUCUCCCGGCUCUCCAAUGUCCGGAGCAUCUCCCAUGUCCGGCCAAGCACAACCCAUGAACACACCCACUUACACCAUGCAAGCCGACGGAACCGUCUGGCAAGUCCCACCACCUCCGCAACCAUCAAGAGCGAUGAGCUAUCCCGGCCAGGAAAUGAAUCCCUCAUAUCAUAAUCAAUUUCAACCUCAGAUGCCGCCAGACCUCAAAAGGAGAAUGACUACACCCGCGCAAUCCCUUUCAAGUGGUGCGCACAGCUCGCCUGGCUCCGCGCCUGAUAUGCAAAAUCCGCCUGGCUCGGUACAAUACCAGCCUCAACCGGGUAUGGAGUAUGCUCAGUGGCCCAUGAAUGCCAUGCAGCCUGGAAUGGGCGUUGUUCCGUACCCUAUGUACGCAGGCGAUGUCCAACAACAACCUUAUUCCAAUCCUCCGAUGGGACACCCUCGUUCAGGACCUUGA
Molecule: messenger RNA, 1083 nt
Organism: Penicillium odoratum
Lineage: Eukaryota; Fungi; Ascomycota; Eurotiomycetes; Eurotiales; Aspergillaceae
Product: putative C6 finger domain protein
Exons: 3
Coding region: 1-1083 (360 amino acids)
Biological process (GO): regulation of DNA-templated transcription
Molecular function (GO): zinc ion binding; DNA-binding transcription factor activity, RNA polymerase II-specific
Source: RefSeq, a predicted model, not a curated record